Messenger RNA from Vicugna pacos (alpaca), 2526 nucleotides. RefSeq names its product lysine demethylase 1A (gene KDM1A). Gene Ontology annotation, biological process: chromatin remodeling; regulation of DNA-templated transcription. Gene Ontology annotation, molecular function: chromatin binding; oxidoreductase activity; flavin adenine dinucleotide binding. The record is from RefSeq and is a predicted model, not a curated record. Gene Ontology annotation, cellular component: nucleus. NCBI's taxonomy places the organism in Eukaryota, Metazoa, Chordata, Mammalia, Artiodactyla, Camelidae.
CAGCCGGCGCAAGCGGGCCAAGGUAGAGUACAGAGAGAUGGAUGAAAGCUUGGCCAACCUCUCAGAGGAUGAGUAUUAUUCAGAAGAAGAGAGAAAUGCUAAAGCAGAGAAGGAAAAGAAGCUUCCCCCACCACCCCCGCAAGCUCCACCUGAGGAAGAAAAUGAAAGUGAGCCUGAGGAACCAUCUGGUGUAGAGGGUGCAGCUUUCCAGAGUAGACUUCCGCAUGAUCGGAUGACUUCUCAAGAAGCAGCGUGUUUUCCAGAUAUCAUCAGUGGACCACAGCAGACACAGAAGGUUUUUCUAUUUAUUAGGAACCGUACAUUGCAGUUGUGGUUGGAUAAUCCAAAGAUUCAGCUGACAUUUGAGGCCACUCUCCAACAAUUGGAAGCACCUUACAACAGUGAUACUGUUCUUGUCCACCGAGUUCACAGUUACUUAGAGCGUCAUGGUCUUAUCAACUUCGGCAUCUAUAAGAGGAUAAAGCCCCUCCCAACUAAAAAGACAGGAAAAGUAAUCAUCAUAGGCUCGGGGGUAUCGGGCCUGGCGGCGGCUCGUCAGCUACAGAGCUUCGGGAUGGACGUCACACUUCUAGAAGCCAGGGAUCGUGUGGGUGGACGAGUUGCUACGUUUCGCAAAGGAAACUAUGUAGCUGAUCUUGGAGCCAUGGUAGUAACAGGUCUUGGAGGGAAUCCUAUGGCUGUGGUCAGCAAACAAGUAAAUAUGGAACUGGCCAAGAUCAAGCAAAAAUGCCCACUUUAUGAAGCUAAUGGACAAGCUGUUCCUAAAGAGAAAGAUGAAAUGGUAGAGCAAGAGUUUAACCGGUUGCUAGAAGCUACAUCUUACCUUAGUCAUCAACUAGACUUCAAUGUCCUCAAUAAUAAGCCUGUGUCCCUUGGUCAGGCCUUGGAAGUUGUCAUUCAGUUACAAGAAAAGCACGUCAAAGAUGAGCAGAUUGAACAUUGGAAGAAGAUAGUGAAAACUCAGGAGGAACUGAAAGAACUUCUUAAUAAGAUGGUAAAUUUAAAAGAGAAAAUUAAAGAACUCCAUCAGCAAUACAAAGAAGCAUCUGAAGUCAAGCCACCCAGAGAUAUCACUGCUGAGUUCUUAGUGAAAAGCAAACACAGGGAUCUGACUGCCCUGUGCAAGGAAUAUGACGAAUUAGCUGAAACACAAGGAAAACUAGAAGAAAAACUUCAAGAAUUGGAAGCCAAUCCCCCAAGUGAUGUAUAUCUCUCGUCAAGAGACAGACAGAUACUUGAUUGGCAUUUUGCAAAUCUGGAAUUUGCUAAUGCCACACCUCUCUCUACACUCUCCCUUAAACAUUGGGAUCAGGAUGAUGACUUUGAGUUUACCGGCAGCCACCUGACAGUGAGGAAUGGCUACUCCUGUGUGCCUGUGGCGUUAGCAGAAGGCCUGGAUAUUAAGCUGAACACAGCGGUUCGGCAGGUUCGCUACACAGCUUCAGGAUGUGAAGUGAUAGCUGUGAAUACCCGCUCCACGAGCCAGACUUUUAUUUAUAAAUGCGAUGCAGUUCUCUGUACCCUUCCCCUGGGUGUGUUGAAGCAGCAGCCACCAGCUGUUCAGUUUGUGCCGCCUCUUCCUGAGUGGAAGACAUCUGCAGUCCAGAGGAUGGGAUUUGGCAACCUUAACAAGGUCGUGCUGUGUUUUGACCGGGUGUUCUGGGAUCCAAGUGUCAAUCUGUUCGGACAUGUGGGCAGUACGACUGCCAGCAGGGGUGAGCUCUUCCUCUUCUGGAACCUCUAUAAAGCUCCAAUACUAUUGGCACUAGUGGCAGGAGAAGCUGCUGGCAUCAUGGAAAACAUAAGUGAUGAUGUGAUUGUUGGCCGAUGCCUGGCCAUUCUUAAAGGGAUUUUUGGUAGCAGUGCAGUGCCCCAGCCCAAGGAAACUGUGGUGUCUCGCUGGCGCGCUGAUCCCUGGGCCCGGGGCUCCUAUUCCUAUGUAGCUGCAGGAUCAUCUGGAAAUGACUAUGACUUAAUGGCUCAGCCAAUCACUCCUGGCCCCUCAAUUCCAGGUGCCCCACAGCCUAUUCCACGACUCUUCUUUGCUGGAGAACAUACAAUCCGUAACUACCCAGCGACAGUCCAUGGUGCUCUGCUGAGUGGGCUGCGAGAAGCAGGAAGGAUUGCAGACCAAUUCUUGGGGGCUAUGUACACCCUGCCUCGCCAGGCCACUCCAGGCGUCCCUGCACAGCAGUCCCCAAGCAUGUGAGACAGAUGUAUUCAAAGGGAAGAGGCUGAUAUGUAUGUCUUUUGCUGCAUAAGCAAAGCUCUUCUAGCAAUAUUAGAUUCCACUGAGAAAUUCACCCUGGCAUCCGGGCUCGUGGUGGUCAGGUAGCCAAGGAGGUUGCCUCCUUUAGGUGAUUUAGAGCAGGGUAGGCCUUGUCCGUUAGUGUGGGCGUCUGCGUUCUUUGUUAGGACUGAGGCAGGCAAGCACUCUGCGAGAACAUCUAGCCUGUGUGUGUGGUGAGUUUUUAUAUUUUGAGAAUAAAACUUCAUAGAAAAUUA